AGACAACUUUCAAUACAUCAAUACAAAAAAUCUUAAAAUUUUCAAGGUGUUUUCAACCGAAAAAGUUACGAUUUACGAUUUUAUUUAUUUACACAUUAAAUUAAUAAUAAUGGAAGGUAUAUUUUCAACCAGAGAAGAUAUCCUAAAGGAAUUGGAUACAAUGGCUGGAUUUAAUCAUACUCUACGCUCAGGACUAUUUCACCAAAGAAGCCAGAAGUUCAAAGCAGGAUUUUGGAACGAUGAAGAAUUAAGCCAGAUCUAUUGUCUUGUCGAUUCUCACGUCCCUACGUUAAGGGAAAGGACUGCAAUGAGGUACGAGAGGUUGUUAGCAAAGGAAGAGCUAAACGAUGAGCUUACCCAGAAGUUAAAGUUUUUAAAGAAUAUCAUAUAUACAAAAUGUUUUUAUGACGCGGAGAAUAGAAUAAAGGAGAUAUUGAACCAGGUCGCUGAGAUGCCUAAAGAAUGGACGCUGGUUCAGUUGACUUCACAACAAGCUACAGCAGAGCUUGAGAAUAUUAAUAUGAAAAAGUAUGAAACCAGUGCUAUACACAUCACUGUGUUUGAUUGCGGUCAAGAUAAAACAAACCCUUUUACAGUAAAAGUGGAUAAGCCUCACACAGCAAAUGACAAAAUAGAGUUGCUUCAAGAACUGAUGUCACUGGUUAACGAAAACAGGGACAGGCUAACAAACGUGUCGGGAUUGACGAGGUUUAAAAAUUACGAGGAGAAAAUGAAAUACAGUCAAAGCAGAGACAGGGUGGACGAAAGUAUGAACAUGUUAGUGAAAAAGAUUGAAACUAUCUGGCUGGGAGAAUUUAGGUGUCUUCUAAUAGGAAAAUAUCAAGAUGUGAACAUAGAGGAGUACAUUAGAAAAGAAAUUGACAGUUACUUAGAGAAAGAGAACUUCCUAUUGGUAAGGAGACAAAAAGAAAUUUUAUACAAAUUUGUGAAAGGUAGCAAUUUUUUAAGCAGUAACGAAAUGCUUAAUGCUGUGGAAUACUGUGUUAACGAUAAUACCGAGAGUGUUGCAAUUAAAAAACUGUGCGACUUCAUGAAAACAAUUAACAGAAAUGUAAACAGUAUUUUUAAAAAUAAACUGAGACAUCCUGUUAUAUUAAUUGUGGAUGAGUGUUUGGAUUGUGUUCCUUGGGAAAUGAUGAAAGUUAUCGAAAACGAACCAAUAUCACGGUUACCUUCACUACAUUUUGUAUAUUUGCUGUAUAAAACUCACGAAAAAGAUAUAGAAAACGGUCAUAAAGUUAUAAGAAAUUACAGUAACGGUUCGUACAUAGUGAACCCUGACAAAAAUCUGGAAACAAUGGAAAACAGGAUGACGAGCUUCUAUAAAUACUGGAUGCCCGAAUGGAACGGUAUUUCAGGCCAGAAACCGGGCAAAGAUGAAUUUAUCCAGAUGUUAACAGAGUCGGAAAUUUUCUCGUAUAACGGGCAUGGAAAUGGGGCCCAUUUAAUGUCGGUCGAUGCCCUUCAAAGAAAGUAUGUUCAAACGGUCGUGAUGCUGUUCGGAUGCGCCAGCACAAGAAUUAACAAACUCGGACCCCAAACGGAAAUGUACGGAUCCUAUCACAUGUACUUAAUAUCCAGAUGCCCCUGUGUGGUAGGAAUGCUCUGGGAAGUUACCGAUGUUGACACCGAUGUCUUAACUGUAGAAUUUAUCAGUAGUUGGGUGCCCUCAAAGGCCCCAAUUCAUUGGGCGAAUCUCAACAAAACAAAUUGGACAAAAGGAAAAGAAAAAAAAAUUAAUCCAAUACUCACGGAUGCAAAGGAAAAUAAGGAGGAAUUUAACAACCCGGAGCUUCUGAGAGCGCUGUGUCACUCAAAAAACUCCGCCAAAUAUUUCAUGACCAAAGCUGCCUGUGUUGUACGAGGGUUACCGGUGAAAAUCAAAGAAAACUAACCUAGAAAAACUUAUCACUAUUUAUUUAUUUUUUAAUAUUACCAUAUGUUUAUUGUUGAAUUAAAUUAAUACUUUUACUGUUA
This is a messenger RNA of Sitophilus oryzae (rice weevil), 1998 nucleotides long. RefSeq names its product separin (gene Sse). The coding region runs from base 110 to 1915 and encodes 601 amino acids. Gene Ontology annotation, molecular function: cysteine-type endopeptidase activity. Gene Ontology annotation, biological process: meiotic chromosome separation; proteolysis. Gene Ontology annotation, cellular component: cytoplasm; mitotic spindle; centrosome. The record is from RefSeq and is a predicted model, not a curated record. NCBI's taxonomy places the organism in Eukaryota, Metazoa, Arthropoda, Insecta, Coleoptera, Curculionidae. The transcript has 9 exons.